AUGCCAGCAGAUACAUCAAAGCCUGCUGCUAUUGGGGCGGUAAGAGAAUUAUUGAUUGAAGGGCCAAUUCUAGCUCGGGGGUACCUCAAUAACCCGGGGAAGACUCCAUCUUUGUUCAUCGAAGAUCUUCCUUGGAUGAAGGACUUUCGCCCUGCUGACGGCACAUUCCGAUUCAUCAGGCAAAAAGAUACCCAGGCGAAGCUGCAAGGCCAACGUCUUGAUCUCGGUGAGGUCGAGUUUAGGACUCGCCAGUGUUUGUCAGAGGUCCACAAUGUAGUGGCCAAAGUCAUCGUACCUUCUGGCUCCAAUGCAAACUCUCUACUUGUAGCUUUCGUCCACCUCACCAUGACCAGCGACGAUAGCAACAACAUGUUCUUAAGUCCCGCCGAGGAGCUUCUUGCCAUCUUUUCCGACGCGCAAACAAAGCUCAAAGGCAUGGUUCCAGGGUACAUAGUGCCUAGGCUCUUCCGCAUCGUCUUCAUUCCCUAUUAA
Fusarium graminearum PH-1 is the source of this 492-nucleotide messenger RNA. RefSeq lists its product as uncharacterized. Gene Ontology annotation, molecular function: phosphopantetheine binding. The coding region runs from base 1 to 492 and encodes 163 amino acids. Gene Ontology annotation, cellular component: cytoplasm. The record is from RefSeq and is a predicted model, not a curated record. The transcript has 2 exons. Gene Ontology annotation, biological process: amino acid activation for nonribosomal peptide biosynthetic process; secondary metabolite biosynthetic process. Lineage: Eukaryota; Fungi; Ascomycota; Sordariomycetes; Hypocreales; Nectriaceae.